UCAUGCGGCUGCCGGGCCCCACAGUUUUCUCAGGGGUCCCUGUACGGCCUCCCAUUGCUGCUGUCUAAAAAUCGCCACACUCUGCCAUGUGCCAUUUUCCAGGUCCUCCUACACACUGCAGGGUUCCAUUUUGUCAUAGGGUGCUGGCAGAUUACAGGCCUCCCAUUGCUGCUGCCAGGCCCGUAAUCUGCCAUGGGCCCCAGUACCGCCUCCUCAUGCUGCUGCCAGGUCCACAGUCUCUCAUGGGUCCCUGUACGGCCUCCCAUUGCUGCUGUCUCCAUCGCCACACUCUGCCAUGUGCUACUUUCAGGUCUCCUCACACUGCUGGUGGGUUCCAUUUUUUG
Messenger RNA from Staurois parvus, 344 nucleotides. The record is from the annotation of a GenBank genome assembly. Lineage: Eukaryota; Metazoa; Chordata; Amphibia; Anura; Ranidae.